AUGCAUCAUCACGGUUCUACGAGUAAAUUCACAAGAACACAGAAGAUUAAUGACCAAGCUUUCGAUUUGGACAAGUUUUCACUACCAAUGAAACGUUCAUCAUCUACGCUGCCAUCUACAACCGCUCCACAAUUCAAACCCCGGAGCAGUACGACAUCUUCAAUUGGGCAAGAGCCUACCAAAUUGACACCGCUCCAAUCUCCUCAGAAGCCACACUCCACAGAAGCUAAAAAGGAACAAGAAGAAAAAACAGGAAUCACCCCCUAUCCAGAAUUCCUGUUCAAAAACGACGAAGCAAUCAGAAGAUUCCAAGCCACAUGCCACACCCUCGACGAAGAGGAAAGAGAGGGAAUCAAAAAGUGGCAAGGAGAAAGAAAGCCCAAUCCAGGAUAUCAAGCCCUUGGAACCUGGGUAUACGUCGACGACGAAGACGGAUGGGUGUUCAGAACUAUCGAACAACAACUCAAAAAGCCCACCAUCACUGAAGAGGAAGUCACUUGGGCAUACUCUGGCUCCCGAA
This is a messenger RNA of Paraglomus occultum, 520 nucleotides long. The record is from the annotation of a GenBank genome assembly. NCBI's taxonomy places the organism in Eukaryota, Fungi, Glomeromycota, Glomeromycetes, Paraglomerales, Paraglomeraceae.